Gopherus flavomarginatus (Mexican gopher tortoise) is the source of this 2821-nucleotide messenger RNA. RefSeq names its product tripartite motif containing 56 (gene TRIM56). Lineage: Eukaryota; Metazoa; Chordata; Testudines; Testudinidae. The record is from RefSeq and is a predicted model, not a curated record. Gene Ontology annotation, biological process: positive regulation of DNA-templated transcription. Gene Ontology annotation, molecular function: ubiquitin-protein transferase activity; zinc ion binding. The transcript has a single exon. Bases 451 to 2490 code for a protein of 679 amino acids. Gene Ontology annotation, cellular component: chromatin; nucleoplasm.
CCCGCUCUCACCACCAGCCCCCACUCCCCUCCCAGAGCCGGGGAGAGAACCCAGGAGUCCUGGCUCCCAGCCCCCCCUGCUCUAACCCACCAGCCCCCACUCCCCUCCCAGAGCCGGAGAGAGAACCCAGGAGUCCUGGCUCCCAGCACCCCCCACUCUAACCACCAGCCCCCACUCCCCUCCCAGAGCCGGAAAGAGAACCCAGGAGUCCUGGCUCCCAGCACCCCCCACUCUAACCACCAGCCCCCACUCCCCUCCCAGAGCCGGGAAGAGAACCCAGGAGUCCUGGCUCCCAGCUCCCUCUGCUCUAACCCCCCAGCCUCUACUCCCCUCCCCUCCCAGAGCCAGGGGGAGAACCCAGGAGUCCUGGCUCUGAAUCCCGUAACCUCACUGUGCCCGUCCUAUGUGCUUCCAGCAGACUCCCUGCCGCCGUCUCUUUGCUGGGGCGUCAUGGCCUCGGCCGCCCUGUCCCUCUCGGACGCUAUCGCCACCGACUUCCUGACCUGCCCCAUCUGCCUGGAGCGGCUGCGCCGGCCCAAGAUCCUGCCCUGCCUGCACACCUACUGCCAGGGCUGCCUGGAGGGGCUGCUGGGCGCCGGGCCGGGGCUGCGGUGCCCCGAGUGCCGGGAGGACGUGUCCCUGCCGCAGGGGGUGGCCGGCCUCAAGACCAACUUCUUUGUCAACGGGCUGCUGGAGCUAGUGCGGCCGGUGGGCGAGGCGGGGCUGACCUGCGCCCUGUGCCCACUGAUCGGGCAGGAGGGCGGCCGCCCGGCCGUCUCCCACUGCCUGGACUGCGCCGACAGCCUGUGCCAGGCCUGCGCCACCGGGCACCGCUGCUCCCGGCUCACCCACGCCCACCGGCUGGUGAGCCUGCAGGGCUACCUCUCCGGGGAGCAUGACGAGGAGAUCCGGCAGCGCCAGGCCGUGCGGUGCCCCGAGCACCCGGCCGAGGAGGUGCGUUUCUUCUGCCGGCCCUGCGCCGGCCCCAUCUGCCGGGAGUGCCGGCUGGGCCCACACCUGGAGCACCCCUGCCAGACGCUGGAGGAGGCGGCCGAGGCCCUGCGGCCCCUGGUGGCCGAGCUGCUAGCCGGCGUGGAGGAGACGGCGGGGCGGGUGGCCCGGGGGCGGGCGGCGCUGGAGGAGGAGCUGGAGCAGCUGCGGCGGCACGAAGCCGGCCUGCGGGACGUGGUGAAGCGUGCCUGCGCCAAUGUGGCCCAGCGCCUGCUGGCCCAGCAGGAGGAGGUGCUGGCCGCCCUGCGGCGCCACGUGGAGGGGCGCGAGAAGGCGGCCGGCCUGCUCCGGACCGAGCUGCAGCUGCAGGAGCAGCUGGCCCGCGGCACAGCCGACGUCGCCCGCAAGGUGCUGGCCCUGGGCCGGCCGGUGGAGAUCGUCUCGCUGGAGGCCCUGAUCACCCAGCAGCUCAGCCGGCUCCGGGGCUUCCACUGGGAGCCCCUUGGAGGGCCGCGCCCCCGGCUGGUCGUGCGCGCCGAUCUCCAGAAUCUGAGCAGCCUCUUCCAGCUGGACCUGGGCGAGGCCGAGCCCGAGGGCCGAGGGAAGGACAGGGCCCAGCAUGACACCCCUUCCCCGGAGCCGCCGGCCCCUUCCUCGGAGCCCCAGGCCUCUGUCCCACAGCCAUCGGCUGCUGCCCCAUGGCCGCCGGCCCCUGCCCCAGAUCCACCCUCGUGCCGGCCGCCCCCCACCGCCCGCUUCUCCUGCAGCUUCUCGGUGCGGAUCCCUGGGGACAAGCAUCGGCCCCGGGUCACGGGGCUUUGCCCCCUGGGCUCCAGGGAGCUGCUCCUGGCUGACGAGGAGAACCGCAGCCUCAAACGCUUCUCGCUGCAGGGGGACUUCCGGGGCGCUGUCCCGGUGCACGGCGGCGUGGCCCCCUGCAGCGUGGCGGCCGUGGGCAGCCGGGUGGCCUACACGGCCGGCUCCCGGCUCUACCUGGCGGAGCGGGAUGGCGCCCUGGUCUGGCAGAAGGCCCUGCGCACCACCCAGGCUAGCCAUGCUGUCACGUCAGCGGCGGAGGGGGGCGAGGCCGUGGCGGUGAGCGUGGCGGGGCACCUGGAGGUCUACGACACCCGGGGAGAGCUGGUGGAGAAGAUUUUCCCGGAUGGGCAUGACCGUCUGGCCAUGGUGUUCGUGGCCAGCCGGUGUGGGCGCUACGUGGCCUCGGACUGGCACCGGCGCAGCGUGGUGGCGUUUGACGGGCAUGGGCAGCUGCUGGCGGAGCUGGGCGAGGAGCGGCUGGAGCAGUGCCAGCCGGGGGCUGUCUGCACCGACGACAGGGGCCAUUUCUACGUGGCCCUGCGGGAGUUGAACAAGGUGAUGGCAUUCAGGCCAGGCGGGGAGGCGCUGGGGCCCUUCCUCACCCCCCGGCAUGGCAUCCAGCGAGCCCGGGUGGCCACCAUCACCGGGGAUGGGCACUUCGCCGUGGCGCUGAGCGAUGGCACCGUCCACGUCUUCCGCAUUCAGUACCCGACUCAGUGAGCGGGGGAGCAUGGGGAUGGGGGAGCUGAGAAGAGUGUGUGUGUGUGUGUGUGUGCGCGCGUGCAUUAGUUUGUGUUGGUGUGUACAUGUGUGUGUGUCGGUGCAUGCAUUAGUGUGUGUGUGUGCGUUAGUGUGUUCAUUUUGGGGUGUGUUGUGUGUGUGUUUGUGCGUGCAUUAGUAUGUGUGUGUGUGUUUGUGUGUUUGUGUGUCAGUGUGUGCAUUAGUGUGUGUGUUUGUGUCAGUGCGUGCAUUAAUGCGCCUGUGUGAUCUGUGAGUGGAAGUAUUUGAGGAGUGUCUGUGUGUCUGCAAUGAGUGUUAGUGGCAGCGUGAG